Alternaria novae-zelandiae is the source of this 852-nucleotide messenger RNA. RefSeq lists its product as uncharacterized. NCBI's taxonomy places the organism in Eukaryota, Fungi, Ascomycota, Dothideomycetes, Pleosporales, Pleosporaceae. The record is from RefSeq and is a predicted model, not a curated record. The coding region runs from base 1 to 852 and encodes 283 amino acids. The transcript is spliced from 4 exons.
AUGUCUUUUGACGCCCACUUCAAGGCUGUAUUCACAGGUUCGCCUGUUGUUGACACUAUCCUGGACUUCGAUGGCACCGACGAGGUUCGAAAGUCGCGGUACGACAAGUUCAAGGAAGGCCUGGCUACCGGUGUCAACAACCGCUCUGAGCCCCUCGAAGAUUGGCACAGCGACUGCAGCUCAGUGAACGAGCUAGAUGCUCAAGAGAUCAAAGAGUCAAUCGAAGAAGGCCUCAACCGAAAAUCCCACCAGAAGGUGGAUGGCCAAUCGAUACUGGUAGACAUACCAGCACCGUUCCCAGAAAACCCAUACGACAACUACCAUCCGGUCAACCUUGACAGCUUGAAGUGCUGUUCAACAGCAGCCUUCCGUUACUACAUUGGAAGGCAUAUCAAGAGGGCCGUCAUGGAUGAAGUGGAUGUAAGGAUCGUCGCCACACGCGUCCAGAAGAUCCUUGCGAUGAUGGUCCUGUCAAGAAAUCUUUUCAGUGAUAACGUUGCAGAGACCAGGGAGAACAUGAACCUUUUGGCUACCUACAACGAGCGAGAAGACAGGUACCAGCGUGAGCUUGCCGAGCACGUCGAAGCGGCCUCGUGGGCAAAGAGCGCGAAGGUGAAGGACUCCAAGACGAGCUCAGCAAAGAUCGGGUCCAAGUUCGCAAAGCUGUCGGUGCUGUGCACGCACAUCGGCUUCUCCAGGCUCGACAAGAUGUCGACGGCGUCAAUCCGUACGCAGCGGCGCGAGGGUUUCCCUCUGCUCACUGCCCGCAUGAAGACGGCGGGAGCCCUGAACCCGAAAGACAAAGACGAUCCGCUCGAAAGUGACGAGGAGAUCUUGCGCCAGUUCCUUUAG